ACCGCUUCUCUUCUGGGAGGUGGACGAUUCCAAUUCCCCUUGAUGUCCUUGGGUCUCCUACGGAAGCUACCCAUUUGGCAAAGCUUUGAAACGUGAAUGAGAACCACAAAGGGACACCAAGUCAUGACCGAAUGCUAUGAUGUCGUCGUUGUAGGCGCUGGCCCGGUAGGGCUCAUGCUGUCAACAUGCCUCUUGCGCUUGGGGCCUUACAAAAUUAAACAAAUUGACCAGCGGCCCUUCCCGACAAAGACUGGGCGCGCUGCUGGGAUCCAGGCGCGUUCUCUCGAUGUGUUGCAGAAUCUGGACCUCAAACGUGGCAUCAUGUCAUAUAACCCAGGCCGAAUCUACGAGGUUGCCUUCUGGGACACUUCCAAGGACGAGCCGGGGAUUCGACGAACGGGGACAGCGAAAACUUAUCCUGAUUACAUCGAUACGAGACAUCCGUUCUCUACCAUUCUCCACCAAGGCCGGAUCGAGAAAAUAUUCCUGGAUGAUUUGAGGGAGCGAGGGCUUGAAAUCCAGAGAACCUGGACCAUUGCAGGGUUUAGGAAUGAGCCGUGCAGAGAGUAUCCCGAUCACCCACUGGUAGUGGACAUCGUCAGCGUGGACGGGAGAGAAGGUUCAACUGUGCGAACAAAAUAUUUAUUUGGUGCAGAUGGGGCGCGAAGCCGGGUCAGGGAUCUUCUCGGGGUGCCGAUGUUGUCGAAAGAUCCAACAAUGCAUGUGUGGAGUGUCAUUGACGGGGUGGUAAAAAGCGACUUUCCGGGUAUUCAGAUCAAAUCUACCGUCCAUUCCUCCAAAGGGUCCGCCAUGAUAAUUCCCCACGGCAACAACGUUGUCCGUAUUUACGCUCAGAUGUUUCCGGAGAAGGGACAAGAGCCCCUCACGUUCGCGACAGUACCGAAAAUCCAGCAGGCAGUCAAUGAGGUUCUUGCUCCGUAUAAAGUGAAGUGGGAAAAAGUGGAGUGGCACUCUGCAUAUCGAAUCGGACAAGGGCUCGCCUCAAGAUAUACUCUCGAUGAGCGAGUUUUCAUCGGAGGAGAUGCAUGCCAUACGCACAGUAGCGCUUUCCUACAGCCCAAAGCCGGCCAGGGAAUGAAUUACGGCUUCCUAGAUGCACACAAUCUCGCAUGGAAACUACACCUGGUCGAAUGUGGCUUUCUCCGGCGCUCCCUUCUAAAGACCUACGAAGGGGAACGUAAGCUUGUAGCAGCAAAGCUCCUCGAGUUUGAUGCGACAUACGCGAACUUGUUCAGUUCUCGCCAGCCCGCUGGCGCGAAUAAGGCUGCGCCGAGCUCGGAGUUUGUCCAGGUAUUCAAGCAGAACACGUUCUUGACGAGUGGCUACGGGGUCGAGUAUCCCGUUAAUAGUUUAACUUGGCCUUCAACUUCUACACCAUCUAACUCGACCGCUCUGCGUCCUGGUCGCAGCUUUCCCACCGCAACUGUUACAAGAGUCAUCGAUGCCCGUCCCGUCUACCUGGAGCAGGAGAUCCCCUUUAACGGUAGCUAUCGCAUUUACAUCUUUGCGGGAAAACCUGCAAUUACCUCAAAGGCGAUUUUCGAUCUCGCCGAAAAUCUACAGGCCAAGAGCAGCAUAUUUCGCCGAUAUCAGCGGAACGUUGAUACUUCGUAUGAAGGACGACAUAACCCUCACUCCACAUUCUUCACCUUUUCGCUGGUUUUCCACGCACCGCGAUCGACGAUUGAAAUCCAGGAAUGUCUUCCGGACUAUUUUGCCUGCUAUAGGUACCACAUUUACGCGGAUAAUCGCAAAUUGUCGCAGAGAGGUGAAGCUACAGAAGGCAACGCUCAUGUCAAAAUGGGCUUCGACGCAGAAAAGGGUGGUAUCGUCGUCGUGCGUCCCGAUGGGUAUGUGGGAUGUAUCCUUGAUCUAAGUGAGGGGAGAACGACUGCCUCGACUUUUAAUAGAUAUUUCGAGGCGAUCGUGCCAGGAAAUGAGCACGAUACUGUGUCGGCAAGGUUGUAG
This is a messenger RNA of Aspergillus vadensis CBS 113365, 1989 nucleotides long. RefSeq names its product phenol 2-monooxygenase. The record is from RefSeq and is a predicted model, not a curated record. Bases 97 to 1989 code for a protein of 630 amino acids. Gene Ontology annotation, molecular function: FAD binding. The transcript has 3 exons. NCBI's taxonomy places the organism in Eukaryota, Fungi, Ascomycota, Eurotiomycetes, Eurotiales, Aspergillaceae.